Molecule: messenger RNA, 1085 nt
Organism: Manihot esculenta (cassava)
Lineage: Eukaryota; Viridiplantae; Streptophyta; Magnoliopsida; Malpighiales; Euphorbiaceae
Product: cytokinin riboside 5'-monophosphate phosphoribohydrolase LOG5
Exons: 6
Coding region: 128-904 (258 amino acids)
Biological process (GO): cytokinin biosynthetic process
Cellular component (GO): nucleus; cytosol
Molecular function (GO): hydrolase activity, hydrolyzing N-glycosyl compounds
Source: RefSeq, a predicted model, not a curated record
UCAAUUUCUUUGGCCUUUUUAAGUCUCUCUAUAUAUAUCGGGUUUCCAUUUGUCGUGGUACUUGUACAAGCCCACCCACCCCACUUCGAAAAAGGCUUAUCCUUGGGUGAUUGCAGCGAGAAUAGUUAUGGAUAGGAAAAUAGUGAAAUCAAGAUUCAAGAGCGUAUGUGUGUUUUGUGGCAGUAGUACUGGGAAGAGAGAUUGUUACAGAGAUGCUGCCAUUGAACUUGCCCAAGAGCUGGUGGAAAGAAGAUUGGACCUUGUGUAUGGAGGUGGUAGUAUUGGGCUUAUGGGUUUAGUUUCACAAGCUGUUCAUCAGGGUGGAGGCAAUGUUCUUGGGAUCAUACCAAGGACUCUGAUGAGCAAAGAGGUGCAGAGUCUCAUUAGUGAUUUUCUUUGUUCUAAUCACAGUUACUUUUUCCAAUUCGUUAUUUCUAAAGCUCGUUAUGUGUUUACAUAUGGUUUGGAGACCCAGAUCACUGGAGAAACGGUUGGAGAGGUAAAGCCAGUAGCCGACAUGCACCAAAGGAAAGCAGAAAUGGCCCGCCAUUCUGAUUGUUUUAUAGCCCUACCAGGUGGGUAUGGAACUUUAGAGGAGUUGUUGGAAGUUAUCACAUGGGCUCAGCUUGGUAUCCAUGACAGGCCUGUGGGUUUACUUAAUGUUGACGGUUACUACAACUAUCUUCUGACUUUCAUUGACAAGGCUGUAGAUGAUGGGUUCAUCAAGCCCUCCCAACGAAACAUCUUUGUCUCCGCACCAAAUGCCAAAGAACUUCUUCAAAAGCUGGAGGAGUAUGUGCCUGUGCGUGAAGGAGUCAUAGCCAAGGCAAGGUGGGAGGUUGAGCUUCAGCAACCACAGGUGGGGUUCAAUGCUACAACUUUGCAGUCUGAGGUCGCUCUUUGAAAAAGAGACGUGAAGAAAAAGGAAGAGAGAAAGAAAGCAGUCUAAAAAAGUUAGGGGAAAAGGUGUUCUUGGCUUAUUUGCUUUUUAGCCGAUGAUUUUUUGGGUUAGGUACCACAAUGGCUAUUAAAAAGAGAAACAGUAGAAAAAAAAAAAAAAAAAGCAUUUGUCUUUUUUGUAUGUU